Nezara viridula (southern green stink bug) is the source of this 360-nucleotide messenger RNA. The record is from the annotation of a GenBank genome assembly. Lineage: Eukaryota; Metazoa; Arthropoda; Insecta; Hemiptera; Pentatomidae.
AUGUGGGUUUUUCCUGAAGGAACUAGGAAAAAUACUGGAGAGAUUCAUGCUUUCAAGAAAGGUGCAUUUCAUGCUGCUAUAACUGCUCAAUUACCUAUUCUUCCUGUCGUCUUCACAAGAUUUUAUUUUCUCCAAUCAAAAGAAUGUGUUUUAGAACAGGGGAGGAUAAUAAUUACAGUGCUCCCUCCAAUGGAGACUUGUGGCUUGAGUUUAGAUGAUUUGCCACAACUAAUGACUACAACACAUACUACUAUGUCCCACGUGUUCACAACUACAUCAAAAGAACUCUUAGAACAGCUAAAGGAAGAUAGGAAUUCACCUCUACUCCAUCCUUCUAAAUCUUAUUUAGUUGAUAAUUAG